Molecule: messenger RNA, 564 nt
Organism: Quercus lobata
Lineage: Eukaryota; Viridiplantae; Streptophyta; Magnoliopsida; Fagales; Fagaceae
Exons: 1
Coding region: 1-564 (187 amino acids)
Source: RefSeq, a predicted model, not a curated record
AUGGCCGAACUUGUCCAUUCGGCUCAAAAUUUUAUGAAUGCAGAAGACGCGAUCAUUGCUAAGAAGAGGAAGAGAUCUGAGAGAAUAGAUGCAAACCCCAGUUGCCAUCCCGAGCAAGGCUCUCGUCCAAAGAAGCGAUGGACAAAAGAAAGGAAAGACCGAGAUAAUAAGAAGCCAAGCUCUUUAGCACGGAACCAGCAAUAUACCCCUUUGAACAUGCCACUUGAGCAGGUCCUUAUGCAAAUCAAGGAUGAUCCUUCCUUGAUGUGGCCGGAGAAAAUGAAGGGAGAUCCCAAUAAGCACAAUAGGAACAAGUAUUAUCGCUUCCAUAGGGAUCAUGGUCAUGAUACAAACGAGUGUUUUGAUUUAAAGCAGCAAAUUGAAAAUCUCAUAAGGCAAAGGAAGUUUAGGAAUUUCCUUGGACGAGACCACAGGGACAAGAAACUGAAAGGGAAGAUGGGAGAAUCAUCACGACCACCGCUCGGUGAAAUAAGAGUCAUUAUAGGGGGAAGUUCGACAGGCCAGUCAUCCAUGUCCAAGAAAGCAUACUUGAAGGUAGUGUAG